This is a messenger RNA of Arctia plantaginis, 2304 nucleotides long. Lineage: Eukaryota; Metazoa; Arthropoda; Insecta; Lepidoptera; Erebidae. The record is from the annotation of a GenBank genome assembly.
AUGCAAUCGGGCACCGUUGAAAUAUUUAUAAAUGGUACGCCAGCCACAGUACCAUCUUUCUAUUCUAUAGGACAGGCUCUGAAGAGUGUAAAUGUAACUAUACCGGGGUUUUGCUUUCAUAGUCGGCUCUCUGUAGUUGGCAAUUGCCGCCUUUGCUUAGUAGAGAUAGAAGGUUGGAAUAAACCCCAAUUAUGUUGUGCUGUGCCAGUGUCUAAAGGCAUGAAGGUACGUACGAAUUCACCUGCGACUCUCCAGGCCCAGGAAAGUGCUCUGGAGUUCUUACUAACCAAUCACCCACUAGAUUGCCCUAUUUGUGAUCAAGGUGGUGAAUGCGAUCUCCAAGAUUUAGCUGUGAGAUUCGGGAAUGAUCGUUCCAGAUUUACAGACAUACAUUUUGACGGGAAAAAGGCUGUUGAAAAUAAAGAACUGAGUCCACUCAUACGUGCCGUCAUGAAUCGUUGCAUUCAUUGUACCAGGUGUAUACGCUUUGCAUCUCAAAUUUGCGGAUUGGAUAUUUUAGGAACAACGGGCCGUGGCGAAGAGAUGCUUGUUGGAACAUAUGUAGAUAAAAUGUUUUUUUCAGAAUUAUCUGGAAAUAUUGUAGAUCUAUGUCCUGUGGGAGCUUUGACUUCGAUUCCCUAUAUGUUUAAAGCGCGGCCUUGGGAACUUAAUAAAACCAAUUCCAUAGAUGUAACAGACGCUACUGGAACAAAUAUUGUAGUUGACUCUAGGUACAAUCGAGUGAUGAGAAUUCUGCCUCGGGAACACUUAGAAAUAAAUGAAGAGUGGCUUUCUGAUAAGGGCCGGUGGUCAUUGGACUCACUGGAGAUGCAGAGAUUAGUGACACCUAUGAGUAAAACGAAAGGAUGUUGUUUCUCGAUUGAAUGGGAUGAGGCCUUAAGAAUAGCAUGUCAAAUGAUAAAAGGAGUUAAUCCAAAUAAUAUAGUAGCUGUUGCUGGGCCUCAUACUAAUGUAGAAACGCUUGUAGCUUGCAAAGAUUUUUUAAAUAUUUUAGGAUCUGAGAAUACGUACAUAGAGCGAGGUUUAGCGUGUCUUGAAACAGGUGCUGACAUCAGAGCAGGAUACUCAUUAAAUAUGAAAAUGUGUGAUGUAGCUCAAGCAGAUAAAAUUUUGUUCGUCGGCACAAAUCCUCGAUUUGAGGCUCCAAUUUUGAAUUCUUGGAUACGUCAAGCUUAUUUAGGCAAUGAAGCAGAUGUUUAUGUUAUCGGUCCGAAAUGUGAAUAUAAUUAUCACGUCACAUAUUUGGGUGAAACCAUCGAAUCGUUAUCAGAGGCUGGAAACGCUUUAAAAAGUGGUAAGAAACCUCUCAUAUUUGUUGGAGUCGAGCAUUUGAACAAAGAUUAUGGUGGGGCAAUGAUGAGUGCAUUGCUAAAACUAGUCAAAUCCCUAGGUUGCUCUAAAGAUUGGGAAAUAUUGCAUAUCAUUCCUUUGGAAGCGAGCUUUGCGGGCGCAUUAGAAGCAGGUUGGAAACCCGGAGCGAAAGGUCGCUUAACACAGUCAAAAGACAUAGAGCUGAUCAUAUCACUAGGAGCAGAUCAAAUAUUUUAUGAUUGGAGACCACCAUCUGGUAAUAAGCUAAAAAUUUUAUAUAUUGGCUUCCAAGGCGAUAGAGGUGCAGAAAUUGCAAAUUUGAUUCUACCCGGGAGUGCUUACACGGAAUCGGGUGGACUAUACCUAAAUAUGGAAUGUAGAUCACAGUUCGCGUUGCCGGCUGUCACGCCACCGGGGAAAGCACGUUCUGAUUGGCAUAUAAUACGUGCUAUAGCAGAGUGCUGUGGAGUUAAUUUACCUUAUAGUGAUCAUAAUAGUUUAUGCUGUAGGUUCUCACAUAUAAGCCCACUUUUCAUUAAUUUGGGGGAUUAUCAAACAAAGUUAUUUUCGGGAUUACCUUGGACGAUGGCAAAAACUGGCGAUGGUACUUCACUCAAUUGCAGCCAGUUGGAAGUGGAAAUGAAAACCAUGCCAGAUUAUUAUUGUUCUGAUAUUUUUACUUACAAUUCACCCACUAUGGUGCUGCUGAAUAAUUUAGAAAAUCUUGUAUCAGCUGAGAAUGAUGUCGCACGGAGCAGGAAGGAGCUUCGUGCGACUAGAGUGAAUGCGAUCGUGAAGAAGGGUUUGGGAGAACUUAAGCACCUGCAUGUAGUUGCCCUUGUAAAAGAUGGACUCGCUGGUGACUACAGUGGCAGUGGCGGUGGGCGCCUGGAGCGGCUGCCACUUGAACAUGAACAUGUACCGCGACCGCGGGCGCCGGGUUCUUGGCAGACGCAGGCGCAGGCGUCUUAG